AUGGCGCAGACAGGUGAAGUGCGCCUAGCCAGUUCCGUCCUGGAGCGGGCCAGCGCCUGGCGAAUCGAGCUGGACUAUAGGGUCUACAUCGAUCUUUUGAAGGGCUGCCAGAGAGGCGCCGACGAUGUAGCUACUGUGUCCCUUUUGCAAGACAUCCGGGAAUCCCAGGUGACUCCUGAUGUCUCAAUGUACGAAGCCAUGGCUGCCGCUGUAUCCCGGCGUCGUUGCACCAGGAUCCAGAGCGCGAUCUCAUCGCAGCCGGCGCGGAAGAAGGAUCUCGUCCGAGUCGCCGAGGAGCAGAUCUCCCAGCAAUUCGAGGAGAUGCUGUCGACAGUGGCGGGCAACCUCGAGAACAUCUCGGAGCUCCGCCGAGCUCUGAUCCUCCUGGCGAAAACCGGCCGGUUGGAACGAGCCGAGGCCUUCUUUGCCGAAGUGCGGAGAAGCCUUCCUGAGGAUGUGGCCGAUGAUGCGAUGGCCGCCCCGUAUGCUGCGGCAGGGCGUUGCCAAGAGGCCUCUCGCUACGGCACAAGGAGCCUCGUCGGCCUCAGAGCAGCCAUGGAAGGAUUUCUGCAAGGAGGAGAGCCGCAGAAAGCUUUGCAGCUUUUGAGCGCCGCAAGAGAGCAACAACUCCCUGCCGAUCCGUUGGCAUGUGAAACGGCGGUGAAGUGCUGCAGGGCCGUGGGUCAGAACAGCUGGCUGCGGCGGCUCUGCACCGAGUCCUACCAGGCACUUGGCCAACUGAUGGAGUCGCAAGUGCCAGCAGAGCAGCAGUACGAGGCCUUUCGAGCCUGUGCCCGCGCCUGGGCGCUUUCUGGGCAAUGGUCUUUUGCUCUUCAGCUCUUGAACACCAUCGAUCGCGAUCAGUGGGGCGUGAGGAGCCAGAGCACAAUGGUGCAGGCUUGCCUCGAAACCGGAGCCGCAGCGGAAGCUGAGCAACUCUUCAACUCCAUGCUGGAGCGUGGGGAGGAGCCAGAGGUGCUUGCCUGCCACGCCAUGAUGCUGCAAUACACGCGUGCAGAGGACGAGACAAAGGCGGACGAGCUCUACAAGUCUGCUGUCCGUGGAGGGCUUUGUCCCGACUGGUUCCUUCGCAAGAACUCCAUGUCGGUCGUUGGACUCAGCGAGGAGCUCGCAGCCUUCGCGCUGCGAAUUUUCCUGGAGAAGUUGAAGAUCCGCUGCCUGAAGAUGCGCCGCGUCACCCACGAUGUCCUCAUAAUGACCUCUCCACAGGCUGGAGUGGAGUCACUCCGCGAAUGGACACCGGCCAAAAGCGAGGAGAAGAAAAUGCAGCAGUGCUUGAGCAAUCUUCUGCGCAAGGAGUACUCCCUGGAGGUGGUCAGGGUCCCCGGAGGGCUCACCUUGCUCAAGCUCUCGCUCCAAAGGUACUUGGGACUUGGCGGCCAAGCGAAGAGGGUUCGAACCACUGUCAUGGAAAAGGCGCAUCAGUUGGCGUAUCGACCUCCAAGCACGGAGGAGUUCGACUGA
This is a messenger RNA of Symbiodinium sp. CCMP2592, 1485 nucleotides long. Lineage: Eukaryota; Dinophyceae; Suessiales; Symbiodiniaceae. The record is from the annotation of a GenBank genome assembly.